AUGACAGACGAAGAGCAGCAUAAAACCUCAACGAGGAGCGCCGCUCGACCUGACAAUGUGGAACCCAAAGACGAAAGCGCCGCCAAGGAGGCCCGACUGCUCGAUCGCUUCACAUGGGCUAACUUCACUUGCACUCAGUCUACUGGCGGCGUGGCCAUUCUCCUAUCCGAAUCCCCCCCAUCAAUUUCGCGGGCUGCAGACUGCCGGUGUCGUAGUCUUCAUCCUCAACCUAGUUUUAGACCUUCCAACUUACGCAAAUCCCUCACAAACCCCCCAGAAGCCUACUUCACAGGCUCGCUAUGGCUCUCGAUGGCGACCAUCAUCAUGUGCAUGCAGCGUUUUGGUGCUCCUCACGCCGGUCCUUGGGUCAUCGUCGCCAUCCGGAUUCUCUUCUGGACCUAUGCUGCUAUCACCCUGGCCUAUAACAUCGUCAUCUUCGUUGUCAUGUUUGCCGUUUGUCCCCUCAAGCCUGGAACCAUGAGCCCACCAAUGUUUCUGAUGAUCUAUAAUGCCAUGCUGACCGGCACUGUCGCGUCGUCUAUUGCAGCAUAUCAGCCUCUCUCGCAACGAAUGGCCAUCAUCGUUACCGGCAUUGCUUUUCAGGGUCUUGGGUGGAUCUUGUGCACUAUGUUUCUUCCACUCUUCGUGGGCAACAUGCUUAUCAAUGGUCUCGGCCCGGCAAACCAGAGACCCGGACUCUUCAUAUCCGUAGGUUCAUCAGGAUACACCAUUGUGGCUCUCAUUGGGUGCGCCAAGGCGAUCCCCGACGGUUACGGAUACUUUGCGAAGCACCCUACUGCUUCAGAAACCCUGAACGUCAUGGCAUUGUGGAUAGGUAUAUUCCUUUGGCUCUUUACAUUCUGGCUUUUCGCGAUUGCGCUGGUUGCUCAGUUGCCCAUUAUGAUCCCCAAGCGCGUCAAUAAUAUGUUGCAGCCAAAGAUGAGUUUCACACUUCCUUGGUGGGCCAUUAUAUUCCCCAAUGUUGGCUUCACAAUUGCCACGAUCCGCAUUGGCGAGGAGCUGGAAUCGAAUGCCAUAGCUUGGGUGGCAACGUUCAUGACUAUACUAGUCUUUGCAGCAUGGCUCAUGGACUUGUUUCUGCAUCUGAAGUCAAUAUUUCAAAGACGCAUCAUGUAA
Penicillium cosmopolitanum is the source of this 1137-nucleotide messenger RNA. Its product is annotated as tellurite-resistance/dicarboxylate transporter family protein. The record is from RefSeq and is a predicted model, not a curated record. Bases 1 to 1137 code for a protein of 378 amino acids. The transcript is spliced from 2 exons. Gene Ontology annotation, molecular function: malate transmembrane transporter activity. NCBI's taxonomy places the organism in Eukaryota, Fungi, Ascomycota, Eurotiomycetes, Eurotiales, Aspergillaceae. Gene Ontology annotation, cellular component: membrane. Gene Ontology annotation, biological process: malate transmembrane transport.